Molecule: messenger RNA, 1156 nt
Organism: Folsomia candida
Lineage: Eukaryota; Metazoa; Arthropoda; Collembola; Entomobryomorpha; Isotomidae
Product: pectate lyase A
Exons: 3
Coding region: 84-1031 (315 amino acids)
Molecular function (GO): pectate lyase activity
Source: RefSeq, a predicted model, not a curated record
UACAAAUAGCGGACCGGACCGCACCUCGUUUCAUUCCAGACUUAACAUCGGGACUGAAAACACAUCAAUUAAAUCUGCUAAACAUGAAACUCUUCCUGACUUUCGGCCUUCUCUUGGCAUGUGGGGCGACACUGUCCUCUGCGCAAUGGAACACAGUCACGGGGUACGCCACUCUCAAUGGUGGAACAACAGGUGGUCAAGGCGGUGAGACGGUCUACGUAUCCAACGAGGCCCAACUUGUAGCCGCUGUGACCGGCAAUGAUCCCCGCAUCGUCAAAAUCACAUCUAUGAUUACACUUUCCGACGUCGUUCGACCUGGUUCAAACAAAACUAUUCUCGGCGCUAGUCCCGGCGCAGGCGUUACUGGAUCCGGUUUCUACAUCCGCCGCGUACAAAACGUCAUUGUCCGUGGUCUUCAAAUCUCCUACUCUAUCGCGCCCGACGAUGGCGUCUCCAUCGACGAGGCGACCAACGUCUGGAUCGACCAUAAUGAAUUCUUCGCAGAUCGAGAACACGGCAAGGAUUACUACGACGGUCAAUUGGACGUGAAACAUGCCGCUGAUUGGAUCACCGUUUCUUGGAACAAAUUCCACGAUUCUUACAAGACCAGUUUGGUUGGACAUUCUGACAACAAUGCGGGCGAAGAUACUGGAAAGCUCCACAUUACGUACAACAACAACUGGUUCACUGAUGUCGGUUCUCGCCUUCCAUCUCUCCGAUUCGGAACGGGUCACAUUUACAACAAUUUGUACGAAAGGGUGGACAUUUCUGGGAUUAAUAGUCGCAUGGGGGCACAAGUCUUGGUCGAGAGGAAUAUCUUCAUCGACGUGGUGACACCAUUGACCACGGAUUUGGACAGUGACCUCGAAGGUUUCGCCGUCGAGAGGGAAAACGACUGGGGUGAUUCGGAGCCAAAUAUUACGCAAGAAGGAUCCUUCACCAACCCACCUUAUUCCUACGAAAUGGAGGCACUUAACCGAGUUGCUGCAGUCGUUCGGGCUGGCGCUGGGAAUACGAUUAGUUUCCCAUAAUUUGACUGAGAUUUCAAUUCGAAUGUUGAGCAUUUAAAUUAUUCGUGAUAUUUGUUAAAAUUUUAAAUAAAUUAUUAAACAAUAAAAUCUAUUAUAGCAGAACAAUAAAAUUAUUAGUGAGGUUA